This is a messenger RNA of Saccharomyces kudriavzevii IFO 1802, 1011 nucleotides long. RefSeq names its product 25S rRNA (uracil2634-N3)-methyltransferase (gene BMT5). Gene Ontology annotation, molecular function: rRNA (uridine-N3-)-methyltransferase activity. The transcript has a single exon. Gene Ontology annotation, biological process: rRNA base methylation. The record is from RefSeq and is a predicted model, not a curated record. NCBI's taxonomy places the organism in Eukaryota, Fungi, Ascomycota, Saccharomycetes, Saccharomycetales, Saccharomycetaceae. Gene Ontology annotation, cellular component: cytoplasm. Bases 1 to 1011 code for a protein of 336 amino acids.
AUGGCCAGGAAACUCAAAGGAAAGAUUGGUAAUAAGGGCCUGAAAGGUGCUUUAUUAAGACAUCAAGCUAAGGUGAAACUGGUGAAGAACAUAGAAAGUAAGCAAAAUCACGAACUGCGGAAAAAGAACUCGAACAGUAAUAGCAAAAAGGUGAAAAGAAAUCAAGAAUUGCAAAAAGUCAGUAAAGAAAUAUUCAUACCUUUUGAGAAAGAUGAAACUUUAAUGUUAUGUGGUGAAGGAGAUUUCUCAUUUGCUAAAUCUAUCGUGGAACAACGCUAUAUCAGAGUUGAAAAUUUAAUUAUAACAAGUUAUGACAAUUCCGUGAAUGAGUUAAAACUGAAAUACCCGCAUACGUUCGAGGAAAAUUAUCAAUUCUUGAAAGAUUUGGGUAUCCCCAUCUUUUUUCAAAUUGAUGUUACCAAACUGGUUAAAAGCUUUAAAAUGUCCAAAAACAACACUUGGUUUAAGAUAGUCAACAGACUUGGUGAUCAUAAAUGGGGCAACAAGCCUUUACAAAAUGUAUUAUUCAAUUUUCCUCAUAACGGAAAGGGUGUUAAAGACCAAGACAGAAAUAUUAGAGAGCAUCAAGAAUUGGUCUUUGCAUUUUUCCAAAAUACCUUACAAUUUUUCAAUCUUAUAAACACAAAGGUGCAAAACGAUGCUCUUCGUUAUACACAGGGUUAUGAUAUUAAUGAAAAUAAUCCUCAGACCAAAAAUUUGACCAGUGAAGGUUACGGUAACAUUAUUUUGUCCGUUUUUGACGGGGAACCUUAUGACUCAUGGCAAAUCAAACUAUUAGCCAGAAAAAAUGGGCUAACCUUAAGCAGAUCCAACAAAUUUCAAUGGGAAAAUUUCCCAGAGUAUAGUCAUAGAAGGACAAAUAGCGAACAAGAUACUACAAAGCCUGCAAAGGAACGUGGUGCCAGAUUUUAUAUAUUCAGUAAAUAUGUCUCAAGCAGUUCAAAGCGUAACCGUAAAAAUACCAACGGUUCCGAUUCUGAUUCUGAAUGA